AUGCCAGCUGAUAGAAUACCGAAGCAAGUUCUCUAUGGUGAACUUAGUGAAGGUAAACGAUCGGUUGGAGGACAGAAGAAACGUUUUAAAGACUGUUUAAAACCAUCCCUGCAAGAGUUCGACAUCAACCAUGUGAACUGGGAGUCGCUCGCCCAGGAUAGAUUUCUUUGGAGAACGAAGGUCCGGCAGGGUUUGGUGACAGCAGAAUGUAAAUGUCGAUUGGUUGCCGAGGGGAAGCGUGCAGCUCGGAAGGAUCGGGUCCUGUUGAAUGGCGAUCCCAUGAGAUUUGUGGAUAAAAUCCAACUAUUGAAUACUGACCUGACUAUAGUUGUUGAAUGUAUUAUAGCCAUGCUUGGGAAUCAUAGUGAUGGACUGUGGAGGGAUAAGCUUGCCCCUGUAGAUCGCUAUACAUACGGAAGCAAUGGUGGUGUAUCUAAUGGGAUCAAAGACACCAACAAGGACAUGGACUUCCAACUCCGUCUGCCCAGAAUGAACUUGCAGAACAAGACCUUAAAAAUAGCAAGUGUGACGAGAAUUCCAUUUCAAAACAUCACCCGCCUUUCCAAUGGAGAAUAUGUUGAAGGGGGAUUUACAUUUGAGAUAAUAAACCAACUUUCUUCCUUUUUCAACUUUAGCUACAAGAUAGUUAUGCCUGAAGACAAUGCUUUUGGAAAAUUGAGGGAUGAAAAUGGAACAAAGAAGUGGAAUGGUAUGAUCAAGCAGCUGUUAGAUAAGGAAGCUGACCUAGCGGCAGCCAUGUUUACUAUCACUGAGGAUCGUAGAGAAGUGGUGGAAUUUACAAAAAACAUCUAUUUAGAUGGAAUUGAUAUACUGAUGCAGUAUCCAAAAGAAUCGGAUAACACUAGUGCUCUACUUUCACCUUUUUCGAUAAAUGUAUGGGCAAUGAUCAUUGCAUCAUUUUUUGCCAUGGGACCAGUAAUUUAUGCCAUACAAGUCUUGCAGCGUAAGCUGGUGAAACUAGAUGAAACCACUGAUCGAAAAAACCGGUUUACACUAGUAGAGUGUGUCUGGUUUGUUUAUGCUGGGUUAGUGAAACAAGGAAGCGAGCUGUCUCCAAUUUAUGAUUCUACGAGGAUUCUCUUUGCCACCUGGUGGAUUUUUACUUUAAUAGUAACUGCUUUUUAUACGGCCAAUUUAACAGCUUUUCUUACUUUACCACAUUACAAAACUAUUAAGUCUCUGGAUACUUUACUGCAACAUUCAGAAACUACAUGGCUAGUUAAAUACGGUGGCGCUCUUGAUGCAGCUAUAGAAGAAGGCCAUGGAAAAAUAUUUCAAAAGCUGAGAUCUUCGUUUAGAAUGGGUCAAGGAAAGCACUUGAGGAGCGAUUAUGAAGCAAGAUCUCUAAUAGAGAAAGGAGGUUAUGUUUACCUCCAUGAAACGUUAUCUCUUAAAUACUUGUUACUAGAAAGCUACCAACGAUCCAAUGGGAAAUGUGUUUUAGCGCUUGCCAAUCAAAACUUCUUUGAAAAACCCUUUGGUUUUGCCUAUCCGAAAGGGAGUCCAUAUGCCUUCGCCUUCAACGAGUUGUAA
Molecule: messenger RNA, 1554 nt
Organism: Limulus polyphemus (Atlantic horseshoe crab)
Lineage: Eukaryota; Metazoa; Arthropoda; Merostomata; Xiphosura; Limulidae
Product: glutamate receptor ionotropic, delta-2-like
Exons: 10
Coding region: 1-1554 (517 amino acids)
Biological process (GO): monoatomic ion transport
Cellular component (GO): membrane
Molecular function (GO): glutamate-gated receptor activity
Source: RefSeq, a predicted model, not a curated record